CCUCAAUUGACGACAGCCGCACCACCUCCUUGCCAUGGCAGCUCCAUCGAUCUUCGACUUUCCAGAGUCCGCGUUCGUGGAUGCCGCGGCCUGCGGUGAUCUCGACCAUGUGAACCACCUCCUGGCGUCAACGUCGCCAUUCCUCACUGCAGAAGUGAUCAAUAAGGUGGACAAGGACGGCAAGUCUGCGUUCCACUACGCGUGCCUCAACGACGACGCCAACCUGUUGCGGAUUCUGUUGGCGGACGACCGCGUGGACGUUCGAUUGGUGUCACGCAACGGCGAUUCUGGAUUCCACAUGGCCGCGCUAUACUCUUCACUCAAGGCUCUCGAGGUGCUCCACGCUGACGGUCGCCUUAACGUAAACGCGCAAAACCAGUACGGCGAAACCCCGUUGCAUCUCUGCGCAGGAUCGGGCGACAAAAGUGCACACCGCACAGCCGACUUGUUGCUUCACUUUGGCGCUGAUCUCACUGUCACGGACAAGUGGGGCCGUGGUCCCAAGGACGUCAGUCAUGACAAUGCCGAGAACCCCAUAGUCGAGACGUUCAAUCAGUACUUGAGCGACCGCAGUCGGUGCUCGGAAGAGCAAGCUGAGGCUAUCAAUAAGACCACCUCGUCAUAUCGAGCGAAACUAGAAGAAGAGCGGGCGGUAGCGGCUUUGCAAGCGCAAACUCGGCCGAAGAUGGGCAUGAUGAUGUCUCUAGGUGGCUUGAAAGGCGUUCAACUUAAAAAAACUGAGACAGUGGUAAAAGCCAUGUUCAAGGCCGACGAAGGCAAGGUCACUGGCAAUGCCAGUGGGGCGACUGCGGACGCAGACGGGCGAAAGGCGCUCUCCAAGUUGAUCGACUUUCCGGGGGACUUGGAGGCCAUCACUCGCCAUGUAGCCAACGUCGAGAAUGUCAACCCAGGUGGUGCCGAUUCGUACGGGCUCACGGCAUUGCACAAGUUUGCAUCUUGGAACAAGACCGACUAUAUCGAGCUGAUCUUGCCUGCGCUGUCCCCAUCGGAACUGAAUGCGCAGUGCCCAGAGGGAAAGACGGCACUUCAUUAUGCAGUCGAAAUGGCGUCCGUUGCUGCUAUCAAGGUUCUAGUUGCCGCCAACAUCGAUCGCGACAUCAAGGACAACAAGGGGAGAACGGUACAAGACAUCCUUGACGGCGCGACGGCGUCGGGAGUCAUUGAGCGCAUAAGAAGCGCACUUGCUUAGCUGGGGGAGUUUUAUUCAUGCAUGUGCAUGUAAAUCUCUCUUCUUUCCCUCCAUGAAGAGUCCUAUGUCCAUUCCGUCAUCGGCAUCGGAGCUUUCCUCAAGCUCGCGUUCAUCUCGUCAAGAUGAAGUUUUGAUUGGCCCCUCUAGAGCCAAUCAGACGUAAAGAAAGACUUAAGGGCAGGUCAUAGCGAUGUGGAAGUGUUACUUAAUUGAAGUGGUUCGUCC
Molecule: messenger RNA, 1435 nt
Organism: Aphanomyces invadans
Lineage: Eukaryota; Oomycota; Saprolegniomycetes; Saprolegniales; Verrucalvaceae
Exons: 1
Coding region: 35-1210 (391 amino acids)
Molecular function (GO): protein binding
Source: RefSeq, a predicted model, not a curated record